UGCAUUCGUUUCAGUCGCGGUCACUUCUACUUCAGGUUCUGGAACGAAGCCAUUAGCAAACUUGAAGGAUGAAAGGGUUCCUGUUGUUGCUGACGGCCACGGUAGCGACCUGCGCUCCGAGUCCUGACAGCGACGGUGCUCCUCGGCCGUUCAACUUCAUGCCGGAGCCUCAAGAAUGCGGCCCCAACGAGGUGUGGAAGCGGUGCGUGAGCAGCAGCUGCGCCGAGGCCAGCUGCAGAGAGCCCACCAUCGGCCCCGACUGCACUGCUGACUGUCGCCACGGAUGCUACUGCGCCGACGGGUUCUACCGGAACGACGAACGCAAGUGCGUCGCGCUGGACCAGUGCCCGCAACAGGGACCAAUAGUGUCCUGGCCUACGUCGUCGUCUUGCCGCGAAAACGAGGAGUGGAAGACGUGUGUGAGCAGUACUUGCGCCGAGGCCACGUGCGAGAAGAAGACCAUCGGUCCCGAAUGCACGCUGGACUGUCGGCGCGGCUGCUUCUGCUCUCAGGGAUUCUACCGUGACUCCCAACGCAACUGCGUCCGCGAAGACCAGUGCCCAACUGCGGCCUGGUCGUGGCCAUGGAGCCAAUGGCCAGCUGAGCCCUCAGAGAUGACACAAAGCUCCGGUGCUUCUGGGCUGUUCAACUUCGAGCCGGAGCCUCAAGAAUGCGACCUCAACGAGGUGUGGAAGCGGUGCGUGAGCAGCAGCUGCGCCGAAGCCAGCUGCAGAAGGCCUAUCAUCGGCCCCGCCUGCACGGCUGACUGCCGCUACGGCUGUUACUGCGCCGAAGGAUUCUACCGGAACGCCGAACGCAAGUGUGUCGCCUUGAACCAGUGCCCCCAACAAGGACCGCUAGCUUCGUGGCCUAUACCAACAUGUCGCGAAAACGAGGAGUUGAAGAUUUGCGUGAGCAGUUCUUGCGCCGAGGCGACGUGUGAGAAGAGGACCAUUGGUCCGGAAUGCACGCUGGACUGCCAGCGAGGGUGCUACUGCUCCCGGGGAUUCUACCGCGACUCCCAAGGCAACUGCGUCCGCGAAGACCAGUGCCCAUCUCCAGCCUAGGUCUUGAGGAAAUGUAUCAUCGACCAAUAAAGUCU
Molecule: messenger RNA, 1102 nt
Organism: Rhipicephalus sanguineus (brown dog tick)
Lineage: Eukaryota; Metazoa; Arthropoda; Arachnida; Ixodida; Ixodidae
Product: keratin-associated protein 10-5
Exons: 6
Coding region: 69-1067 (332 amino acids)
Source: RefSeq, a predicted model, not a curated record